Messenger RNA from Syngnathus acus (greater pipefish), 1666 nucleotides. It is a transcript of the gene p3h4, whose product is annotated as prolyl 3-hydroxylase family member 4 (inactive). Lineage: Eukaryota; Metazoa; Chordata; Actinopteri; Syngnathiformes; Syngnathidae. Gene Ontology annotation, biological process: peptidyl-lysine hydroxylation; collagen fibril organization. Gene Ontology annotation, molecular function: protein binding; collagen binding. Gene Ontology annotation, cellular component: endoplasmic reticulum. The transcript has 7 exons. The record is from RefSeq and is a predicted model, not a curated record. Bases 120 to 1400 code for a protein of 426 amino acids.
CGUCGUUGCAUACGAGGUUCCGAUCGUCUCGUUGCCUACGUGCAGCCCGUUAAGGAGACAGACAAGUUUCCACUCGUAUUCCGCGACCCCGUCCCGGGUGCGUGAGACAUCGGGCGACGAUGCUCCCUCGCGGCGUGGCCACGGCGUUCGCUUUCCUAGCAUCGCUCCUUCUCUUGACUCGGGCCCAGUACGAAAAGUACAGCUUCCGAAGUUUCCCCGCAGACGAGCUGCUGCCGCUGGGCUCCACGUUCGACUAUGCGAUGCAGCAGUACACGGAGCGCAACUGGGCCGAGAGCAUCAAAUACCUGGAGCACAGCUUGAGGCUUCACCGGUUGCUGCGGGACAGCGAGGCGUUCUGCGGCCGCAACUGCAGCUCCGUCAGCCGAGGAGACGACGGGUACGACGCGCACCUCCGCGUCUUGCAACACAUCCUUCUGAGGGCAGCGUGCCUGAAGAAGUGCAAGGCCGACCUUCCCGUGUUUCAACUCGCCUACCCGAGGCGAGACCUUCUGGACACUUUCAAGAAAAGGACGCCUUAUCGAUACAUACAGUACGCGUACUUCCAGCUGAACGAUUUAGCGAAGGCGGUGUCGGCGGCCCACACCUACCUGAAGAAAACCCCUAAAGACCCCCAGCUGACCAAGAACAUGAACUACUACAAGACCCUGGUGGACGUGAACUCCUAUCUCAUUGACCACGAGGAGCAGCCAUAUGAGAGCAUGUUUCUGACGAGUGUGAAGCUGUACAACAGUGGCGACUUCAGCGGCAGCGCUCGGCACAUGGAGCAGGCCGUCACCUCCUACUUAGAUGUGUACGACACCUGCUUGGCCGCCUGUGAUGGAUCCUACGAGAUCCUUGAGGUCAAGGAUUUCUAUCCGACGCUGGCUGAUCUAUACCUGGAGGCGCUGAGAUGUAAGGUGGACUGUGAGGAGCACUUGACCCCCAACGUGGGCGGCUUUUUUGUGAACAACUUUGUGGCCACCGUGUAUCACUAUCUUCAAUUCUCAUAUUAUAAACUAAACGACGUAAAGAGCGCAGCGCCGUGCGCCGCCAGCUAUAUGCUGUUCGACCCCGAUGACCAGGUGAUGCGUCAGAACGUGGAGUACUACCGCCACUACCGGGAACAAUGGGGUCUAGCUGAUACAGACUUCCAACCGCGGCCCGACGCUGCUCGGUACUACAACCAGACCACCAAGCAGAAGGAGAUGCUGCAAUUUGCCAUCAACUACCUGCAAACGGAGGACGAGGGUGAAGUGAGUCCGGAAGCAGCGGCCGCCUCCAGGCGCUCCGAGCAUCCCGACGCUGAGUUCGAGGGGGUCGGCGACUACGAGGAGUCCCUCAUGUCCGAGUGGUGGCAGGAGCCCAAGACCAAGUGGGACACGGGUGAUGUGCCGGAGUGAACUUUGAACCUGGAAAAGAAAGGAGGAACUCAUCGUGUUGAUCGAGAUGAAAGAUCGACGUGUUCGCUCUUUGGCUGUCAUCAGCUUUUAUUAUAAUAAUUUGUAUUUUUAUACUGUCUGUGCCACGCCCCCGCAGGUUGAAUUCAAACCAAAUUAAAUACUUUUUUUUAUACCAAUAAUUGUAUCCAUAUUAAAAUAAGGUCAUUGUUUGUAUUUGAUUGUACAUCUGCAUUGUUCAAGUCUGAUAAGAAAAAGAUAAGACCUUA